AUUCUGAAUUUUAUUGACAUAUGACAUUUAUUGUGUUCUCGUGUUGGUAAAUGAGACUAAAGUACACAUUGCUCAAUAUAAGUUUUGGAUUAUGAAAUGGGGCUACAUAUUUUGAAUUUUUAUUCACUUCAAGAAUUUAUCAAUUAGUUUCCUCACCAAAUUAAUUAAAUCAUGUGCACCGGGGUACGCCCCGGAGAGUGGAAGAGUUAACGCAGAACUGCACAAACAAUGGCAUUUGCAAAUGUUUCGUCUUUGUUGAAAACACCAACAAUGCUGGAACAGUUGCUUGAAGAAAUUAAUUUUCAGAGGACCAAAGAAAUGAGGCAACUAUUAAAAGAUGAUUCGGGAUUUGUGAUACUGCAAGGGACCACAUAUUGGACUGACCUCUUUGUUAGGCACUUCCUCUUCCAAACAGAACAUUGCAUCGACUGUGAUGACCUUCUGUUCUUCGUCAGGAAGAGGCACGUCAAAGGGUCGUCUCGUUACCUCCCCAAGUUCGAGACAGAGGUGGACGUGUUCCGCAAGGACAGCCGCAAGCUGCCCAUCGGCGACCCGGACAUCGACUGGGAGGAGACGGUGUACCUGAACCUCGUCAUCCACCAGUUCGACUACACGCUGACGCUCGCCAUCUGCACCCGCACCAGCCCCAAGGAGCUGCAGGUGCUCAAGAGGCACUCCCAGAAAGUGUAUGCGUCGCCCAGCCGGAGAAGAAUGGACACAAAAGGAGAAGUGGAGGAAAUGACGUAUCCACACAUCUGUUUCAUGGUCGACAAUUUCGACGAGGUGUUCUGCGACAUCCUGGUUCGCGACGGCGAGAUGGUGUGCGUGGAGCUGGUUGCGUCGGACAGGGACGGAGCGAUCCAGGGCGUCAUCUUCCUCGGCUCGAUCCGAUACGACGCCUUGAAGCGGGUGUACGACGCGAGGUCGAGCCUGAGCAGCAAGAUGGCCCAGAGGAUGACGUUCGGCCUGUUCUCGGGCGCCACAACCCAGCGCGUCGAGUUUGUGCGCAUGAAGGGCCCGCAGGGCAAGGGACACGCGGAGAUGGCCGUCACCAAACCAAAAGGUUCCGGGGCGGAGACCCCCACCUCGGAGCCGGGCCUGUGCGCGACGGACAUGUGGGACUCGGACUGGGACGAGGACCCAGAGGAGUUCUACGUCUACAGACACCAGCGCCGGCUCAGCGACCCGAGCGCGAACCUCAACAACUUCGUGCGCGCGGGCUGGAAGACGAAGCCGUACGAGACGGCGGGCUCCAAGUCCCGCUCGGAGAACGAGGGCCUCGACUCCAUGGCCAACGGGCUGACCGAGAUCGAAGCCGGGGACGUGCGGGAUGAGCUGAAGUUUUGCCUUCACUGUUCCGCCUCUUCCACCUCUCCCUGCCGCUGCGUGGGCGGACGCUCGCCGCCAACGGCACGCUGCCACAGGUGUGCCUCGUGCCUCAACAACAACGCAGAGGCGAGCGCGGAGGGUCUCUGCGCUGACGGCGAGGCACUGAGCCCUGCCGAGUCCGUGCUGGCGGAGGGCAGCCUCGCGCGGGAGCUGAGGCGGGGCGACGCCGGCUCUCCGGACGAGAUGACUCAGUCGUGCCACGAGGCGCUGCCGGACGAACCACCGCCGCCCCCCUCCUCCCCGUCCGCGCCCAAGGCCGUCAAGGACUGCCUGAACAACCGCGCGCGCUCGUGGGGCCGUGCCGUCGCCCCGCCCUUCCGCAUGACCCCCGACGGGACGGUCGUCAAUUACUGGUGCGACGUCCCGAGCAGGGCGUUGCCCGGCCAGCACGAGCUGGACGACGGGGCCUACAACCCUCUCUGGACGAUGCGCGGCUUCACCCAGACGUUCCACUUCUGGAAGGAGACGCGCCGCGCCCAGUCCGUGCCGCUGAACGCCUUCCUCACCUACAUCACCCUUCCGUGGUGGAGCAUAGCGCGCGAUAUCCUGGACCAUCGAGAAGGUCCUAUCUUGACUUUCUAGUGCUUGUCCUGGAACGUCCAGCCAAACAGUUUGCGAGCCAAGUCGACUUUGACACAGUUCCAAUUUUUGUUUUCAUAUAGUGUCCGAGUGUAAUGCCUCAGGUUUUUUUUGUCGAGAAAGCUGAAUGCAGUUUUGUGGCUGUGUUUGUCAUAUUUCGAGUUGAAAUACCUACAACCACUUGGUACGCAAAGUCCCUUUUCACGUGGUUCUAAGCAAAUUGCUCAGCUAACUUCUAUCUUGUAGGGUUCAUUACGUGUGCAAGAGGCAUUUAAUGGUUUUAACUGCCAAUUACCUCCUAAAGGUUGAAAAGCGAAGACUGUUUUAGCUUUGUUCAGUUCAUGUUUUGUACAAUAUCAUUGGAAAUUACAGAAAAUCAUAUGGAAAGUUGCGUAAGACCUGCUGAUCACACUUAAAAUUUUAGUAUUUAUCACUUUUAUGUGAGUGAGGGGUUUAAGAAAUUCUAAUUUUUUCGAGGAAGUAAUGCUGAUAGUCCCAUUUGUUACGUUAAUUAGGCUGUCAGGCAUUAUGCCUGGUAAUAUUUUAAGCUUAGCAAGCACUUGAUAUCUUAUUUUUUGUCUUACAGCAUGUUGCUUUCUUGCUGUUUUUCUGUAUGUUUUAAUGAAUUGGUGCUCAUCUAUUUCACAUGGAAAAUUAGUUGUAAAUUUGUUCAGCUACUUAAAUGAGAUCAUGUUGAAAGAAAUAUUUAAAUUUACUCAAAUUGACUGUAUAAGUUUGUACUGUUGUUUUCCUAGUUAGGGUGAUUAAGGUUUUUAAUUUUAAUGAAGACAAGGUCAGCGAAAAUAAGUCUUCAAUUGGACUUGGACUUUACGAAGCUUCGCAAACCCCUAGUAAUUUCACACUCUUGUGUUUUAUUAUUUUGCAGUUACAAAUCAAUGUUUUGAAAGUACAUACAAGUCAUAAAUUAAACUUUACCAAAAAUAUUAAUACAUAAUUUUUUUGUUGGAAAUUAAUUUUCUCGCUUAAAAGGUACAAAUUUAGUAUAACAUAAUAAGGUACUCAUUAUAGAAUAUAUAUAUUUGGAAGACUGAUGUUCUAAUUAUAAAUUACUCAUAAUAUUAUUUCUAAUUUAGGUUUGUAUAUCACAAUUUUCUAAUUUAAUAAAAGCAAAUAAAAUUGGAUUUGAUAUAAUUUGAAGUUCAAUAACAGAGUGAAUGAUAGUUUCUAAAAUGUGCAAAUAUUUUUUUGUUUAAAAAUUAGACACUUUUCUCAUUAAAACAAAAUUAUUUUAUUUGAUUUAUUUAACUGGCAUACAGUAGUUCAAUGACGCAGUAGUUGUAAAUAGGUUUUUAAUGACUUAAUUAGUUACAUAGAGAUAGAUAGUUGUAAUUUUCUUUUAUUGCAUUCCACUUGUCAUUCACACACAUACGUAUAGGGAAUCAUGUUGUGAAGGUUUAUGAAUGCCUUUUUCCUUUUAAAUUCUUCAAUUAAUAUAUUUAGGAUAUAUCUUUCUUCCAUGUAUUUUAAUAUAAACGCCAAUCACAAACACUGAAGUUUCCAAAUGAAAUCAAUUGCGAACAAUUAUUAAUUUUUAUAAAAUUAAUAUAUUAUUUAAUAUAUUAAUUAAUAGAUGGACAGUAUUCUUUUCUAAAAAAAUACAUUUAAACUAUCUUACUCAAUUCUUAAAUGUUAAAUAUCUUCUUGAGUAUAAAAUGCACUUGAGUUAAAGAUAUGGUUAAUAGUAAUAUAUAAGGUGCAUUCAAAUAUAAGGUAAUCUGGAAAAGAUGAAUUAAGGGAUUUACAUGUAACUUAGAAAGUCACAACUUAGAUCAAUCCUAGUUUAGUAACACACAAGUUAGUAACACAUAGGUAACUUACAGCAAGCAUAGUUUACAAAAUUCAAUGUUGUAUGUUUUUAAGUUAUGACAAUCCCGACUAUUAACAUAAGAUAAACUCGAAACAUAAUUUUGUCCAAACCUAAGAUGGCUUUGCACAUAAGAUGAUCUCAAAUGUAGUACAGAGUACCUAGAUUGUAAAGUGUAUGUAAGAUAGCCUUAAAAUUAAGACUACUUACAGUUCAAAAUUUUUAAAAUUUAUUUUUUGGCAAAGUUUAUAUGUGAAAUAAUUUUGUCUUUUCAUUUCAGACUUGUAAAAUUUCAUAAUUUUCAAAUUUUAGAUAUAAAUAAUUAACAUCAAUGCUAUUUAAUUUUCAAUAUGGAUUGGCUAGUCAAAUCUUCAAAGACUAUCAAAUAUUUAGAAUUCAAAAUGAUUUAAUAUUUCAGGGAAAAAUUUCAAAGGAAAAAAUUGCAGAAUAUUAAUUUAAUACUAGAAAUUCAUAAGGACAACGCUGAAGUACUAUUGGCUAUUGCUUUUACUGUUUCCCAAAAAACUACAAUAUGUAUUGUGCCAAGAAACUUAUUUCGGGAAACUAACAUUUAAAGUGUUAUAGUAUAUAUUUUUUAGUUGAUUUAAUUUUACCAGUGUGUUAUAGAUUUUGGUUCAAGGGGUAUAUUUGGGGUAUUCUACGUGAAAGUUGUAUUAAACCCAUCACUGGUUUUUAAUGUUACUUAAAUUUUUCUGGAAGUUUUUAGUGAGCUUACAGAGUAUAAAUACGUACUUUUAAAUUUUUUUUCCAUACUCCACUAACAAGGGACUUUUCGUACUCCUGGAAGAAAUUUUCAUUGAGAGGUGAACCUUGGAUAAGAAUUCUGAUUUUUUGUUUCAUUCUUACAAAGUUUUUACAGAUAUAUUUUUUUUAAGUUCCGUAAAGAAUAGCAGAACUGGCACAACCUCGGAAAGUGGCAUAGGACAGUGAGGUGUAGAAGGGGCAGAUAUGUCCCCAACUUUCACUAGACUCUCGGUGACAGUCCAGUGACGAAUCAAAAAAAAAUCAUAAAGAGAUUGUGGUUAUACAGUCGGAUUAUGUGUAUUGUAAAGUCUUGUUAAGUUAAUUAAUUGUGAAUGUGUAGUGUUGUAAUAAGUGGUUGUAAAUGUUUUGUUAAGAAAUGAUCUGUAUAGUUCCUUAGUUGGUAGGCACAAAUCACUACCUGCAUAGGCCAUGCAUUUUCGGAGAAAUAUCCGGUGCAUGCGUGUGUGUAGUGGUGUUAGGGGGGGGGGGGGGGGAGAGAGUGUUUGAAGCUGUUUUUUGAGGCUGUGCAAUUGUGGGUUUAUUUUCAUGAAAUUAUGUAAUUAAAUAUACAUAUAAAAUUAUAUAUUUUUUCUAUGAUUUGUGAAAUUUAAUCACAGUGCCAUAUAAUUUCAGUAGUACAGCUGUAGUAAAUCUUAUUAAGUAGGUAAUUGUAGCCAAUAUAGCUUGAAUUAUUCAGUGUCGGAAUGAUGUCAAAUUGAGUGAAAUGUUUCUGCUGAGCAACAACAAAAUUAUAAUUUGAGUGUUAAAAUGUCAGUUUUUUAAAUUGUCAUUGUGGUAAAAAAAAAUUAUUUGGAAACUUUCCAAGUUCACAGUGAAAAUAAAGUUUUUCAUUAAAGAUAUAACUAAAAAUUUAAGGCGUUUGAAAAAAAAUCUUUCAGACAAAUAAUGGAUGACAGAAUUAAUUUAAAAAUAGUUUUGAAAGAAUUGUGUUAAAUGUAUUAUGUAAGGUUCUUGAUAUUAUUUUAUCUUGGAAAGGUUUAAGGUUACAAAUUUACAAGUUUCAACUACCAAAUUUUAUUGAAAUGCAAGUUGGAAUUUUUUUUAGUAUUAGUUGGAAAACGUGUAUGAUUUUUUAUGCUUAAUCUGAGAUUAUUAAUAUUUGUUAUUGCUGUUGAUACUUAGUAUUUUUAUUAUGAAGACAAACCCACUAAAAUUUUUGCAAUACAAAUCAUAUUUGUUAUUAGUAAGCAAAACAGAUAUGGUAGACAUUCGUGAAUCUUUGGAGAUGGGGCUAUACCUAGAGAAAUUUUUCAAAACAAAAAUUUCCACAUUACAAAUUUUUCUUUUAAAAUAAUGCAUACGAAAAGAGUACACACUUUAAUAAUCCUUUGUUUGAUAUUAAAAAAAUAUAUCUGCGUGAAAUAUUAACUGGGCAUUGCAUUUAGUUGUCUUUUGACCUCCUUAUGUUGUUUGCAAUGAUAAAAAAUAAAAUUAAUUGUUAAGUGUACAGUUAUUUCCUACCUGAACAAAUGGGUUCUUUAUGUAUAUUUUUUUGGGGUUCAUUCAGUUUUAAAAACAACUUGAAACCCAAUGUAGUAUUGUGACAUGCUCUUUGGCUUAAAGUGUCUAUGUGUGAUGCUUGAAAAGGUACACAAGGGGGGUUGUGGACAAGGGGGGGAGGGGAAUAUAUCACCCCCCAAAAUACUAGAAAAACUAAUAAUCCCAUCAACAAAUGGAAAUAAUUUAAAGGAAAACAGAGAGCAACGUGGUUAUAUAUUCACCUUCCUCUCAUUAAAUGAAAUUCUGUGUAUGCCCCUGGUGCAGCAGAACAGAACCUGUGUUGGGUUUGUCAUGUAGCAGAGUCUGUGAGUGCUUGUGUGAUGUGUUUGUCGUCUCGCAGUCGCCAGUGGCCCAUGUUUAUCUGCACAGAGUAGCUUGUUUACAUUCUUCUUGAUUGCACUUUGUAUCUUGAAGUCUGUCUUUGUGUUCUAAUGAGAUUAUUUUUACUUCGAUGUGAGUGAGAGAAGUUUAUCAUCCAAGGUGAUUUAGUGUUUUUGUGGUGUUAUUGGGUAACACAUUGCUAUCCUUUUUUUAUAGCUAAAAUGUUUUUUUUUCUUUGUAUUUUUAAAAUAUGUUUAAUUACUGGUAAGACUGUUUUUUUAUAAAUUCUUAUAUUUUUUUAUAAUCUAUAAAUAUUUAUGUAAAUAAUAUUCUCAAAUGUUUAUGAAAGACAUUUAUGUAAUACAUAGAAGUUGAUAUUGUGUGUACCUUACAUGUUGAAGGUACAAUUAUUAAAUGAUUUCAGGGUAGCCUUUUAACGAAUUUUUUUUUUUGAGAUUAACACAGUAUUUUCAAAAAAUGUGAUAAAAUUUGAAGUGAUUAUUUUCAGUAGUGGAGACAGUUGGUAGUGGGUAUAGUCUUCCUCAUUUUUUUGAAACUUAAGGUUUGAGCAUUAUGUGCAUAAGUUUCUGGUUUCAUUGCAUAUUUACAAAAAAAAAUUGUAACAAAUUGUUUAUUACCAUGUGCUAUUUAUAUUUAGUCUUGUGGCAGCAAUGGCUGUGAGGUUAUUUGCGGUUAUGCCUCAGUUUGUGAGAAUCAAGUCUAUUUUUGUGCCGACUUAAUACUGCAUUAAGGCAUUCAGCGACAGAUAAGUUGCAGUGAGAUUCUUCUUUUAUACCUUUAUUCAGCCACAACUUUCAGUACUUUUUUUCGUGUUAUAUCUGAUACAAUUUAGGGUUUGCUAUGGACAGACUCUUUUAAAGUAAAAGCCCACGAGUCUAAAUCAGUUGCGUAUUUUCUCCUGGAAGUUACAUGCCAGAAACUUAUUAGACCUAAAAUAUUCCAGAAAGAAAAUUCUCUAGGUACUAAGAAAUUAUGUACUCAAAAAAACGAGAAAUUAUAUUAAAAGUGGAAAAGUGUAUGUAUUUAUAGGUUCAUUGCUAAUUUUUUAAAAACUAAUUAUGCAGGAAAUUUUCUUAAGAGGGUUUUACUGUAUCUAUGUCUUGUUUUACAGAGGCAUUACAUUUUUCUACAGAAAUAACAGCAAUAUUGAACAAAUUCAAGAAAAUAGGUGUAAAAUGUGCUAAAUUCACAAUUCGUAUAAACAGUGUAUGUAGGGUGCAUUUUGAGAUUGAAUGAUAUUAACUAUAGUCCAUUAAAGGAACAAUCUCUCUAGCUGUUUCAAGAUGUUAUAAGUGUCGUAGAUGUUUAAAUGUUAAAUUUCAUACAGAAAAUAUGUUAUGACUGAAGAAUCUUUGAGUGGUAACAAUUUGAUUUCUUUAUACAGAAUCCGUGAUUUGUUGAUUUGUAUUUGAAGACUUGUUCAAAAGAUUUUUAUGUAAUGAGUUUUGGUGAGACCAUGAUUUCAUUUUAAUCUAGGAGAAUUUGACUGUGUAAAAGUCACUUUAUGAUUUAUAUAGUGAAGGCUCACACUUUUAAUGUCUUAUUUUGUAUUUGUAGUCUUGUUAAAGGGCAUUUUAUAAGAUUAUAUUUAUUUUUUGAAUCA
Bacillus rossius redtenbacheri is the source of this 8024-nucleotide messenger RNA. RefSeq lists its product as uncharacterized. Lineage: Eukaryota; Metazoa; Arthropoda; Insecta; Phasmatodea; Bacillidae. Bases 229 to 1971 code for a protein of 580 amino acids. The transcript is spliced from 11 exons. The record is from RefSeq and is a predicted model, not a curated record.